Messenger RNA from Cladocopium goreaui, 564 nucleotides. Lineage: Eukaryota; Dinophyceae; Suessiales; Symbiodiniaceae. The record is from the annotation of a GenBank genome assembly.
AUGCAGGCCAUCCCUGGACAUCAGACGCAAUACCAAAUCCUGAAUCCAGGAACGGGCAAGGCCAUCGCCAAGGGGGACACUGCAACGGUUCAUGCCACCGGCGUGGUGAAAGAGAGCGGCAAGAAGUUUUGGAGCACCAAGGAUCCGGGUCAGUCGCCUUUCAGCUACCAGGCAGGCGUGGGCAAGGUCAUUACCGGUUGGGACCAAGGAUGCUUGGGAAUGCAGGUCGGCGAGGAGCGCAAGCUGGUCAUUCCCGCCAAUGAGGGCUAUGGUUCUGGUGGCUUCCCAGCCUGGGGCAUCCCUCCUGGAGCCACCUUGGAGUUCACCUUGGAAUGCCUCCAGGCGGUGGCGGCGAUUUCAUCCGUUUUGGGAUGGUUGGAUCUUGAAAAACCGAUGGGAAAUCUGAUGGAAAUGGCGAUUUUUGGCUAUGGCCAUGGUGAUAUAUAUUAUAUAUACAUAUUAUCUAUAUAUAUAUAUAUUAUAUCUCAUAUAUAUAUUAUAUGUAUUGUAUAUAUUACAUUAUUUUUUAAAUUAUAUUAUAUUAUAUUAAAUUAUAUUAUGUAG